Messenger RNA from Sclerotinia trifoliorum, 2314 nucleotides. Lineage: Eukaryota; Fungi; Ascomycota; Leotiomycetes; Helotiales; Sclerotiniaceae. The record is from the annotation of a GenBank genome assembly.
AUUGGCAUGUGAAACUUUGUCUUUUCUUUCCAAGCUUUUCUUUUAUCUUUUUCCUUAACUCUAAUUUUCACUAUCUGUGCAGGAGCAGCUGAAUUCAAAGUUAAGUUCCCGUCUCAACAAUUCCUAGAGCUGUCGUUAAAUUCUAGCUCCUUCACCUCCAUUCUUUUCUUCUUAGUAUCAAGGGAGCUAGUCCUAGUCGUCACAUCACAUCACAUCACUUCUACUUACUAUCCUACCCGCAUAAGGCUGUCUUGCUGUCUUGAUAAUUUUUGAUUUUCAGCUCCAAGUCUACUCCACACUCGUUAAAUGACUUCUAUAUCUUGUCUAAUAUCAUUCUACCACUCACUCACUUAACAACAAACACCAAUUCUUCAUUUUGGUGUACAAAUCUACGGCAUCAUUCAAGCAGUUCUACAACUACACUUCGCAGCCAUGUCAGGAUUUACAGAAGCGCAAGAUGCCCAGCAAUCCGCCAACAAAAGCGAAUUCGGCCAUCUCAACCUUUCAAUCGUUGGAUUGGGAGUUGAAUACCCUCCAUUCUUACUGGAACCAUCAGCAUUAGAUAUCUUAACCAAACGUCACUAUCCUGACUCCCCAGCGCAAGUCUUCUCUGUCCUCCAACCUAGAUUCCAUGAUCCCGAAUACCGCAUACUAACACACAGUCUCUUUAGAAUGAAGAAAGUAUGCACAAUCAACAACUUCACCGGCAUUGAAACCCGCUCCGCAAUCGGUACGGUCGACCACCCCAUGGCCAACAUGGACCGCGCUCCCACAAUCACCGAACUCUGCUCCAUAUUCCUAAAAGAUGGUGUUGCCCUCGCCGUAACCGCAUGUCGCAAAGCUCUCCAUGAAGCGCAUCUCCAACCUUCAGACAUUACCCACGUAGUGAGUACAACUUGUACCAAUAGUGCCAAUCCAGGGUACGACCAUUUCGUCUGCAAAGCCUUGGGAAUAACUCAACCUGUUGAAAAAGUUCUACUUCAUGGCAUUGGAUGUAGCGGUGGUCUAGCGAGUUUGAGAACUGCAGCGAAUUUGGCAUUGGGACAUAGUUUUCGAGGGAAGAAGGCAAGAGUUUUAGUUAUGGCGUUGGAAAUUAGUUCAUUGCUAGUGAGGAGUGAGUUGGAUAGUGUGCAUGAGUUACAGGAGACGAGAAUUGGUGUUACGCUUUUUAGCGAUUGUGCGAGUGCGUGUGUACUUAGUAAUGGUAUUGGUGGGACGGGAGAGGAGGAGAGUGUUUAUGAUUUGUUGGGUUGGGAACACAAGAUGAUUCCGGAUACGGAACAUGAUUUGGGAUUUGAUGUUGAUCCACUUGGUACGUUUAUUUUUCCAUGCUCCUCUUCCAGCCAUUAAUCCAAUCUUUGUGUCAACUUUCUCAAACAAGAAAGCUAAUUUAACUUUUUCGUCGCAAAAGGCUGGAAAGUAAUCCUCUCCCCACGCGUUCCCAAAAUCGCCGCCGAAGCCGUCUCUCCCAUCUACCGUUCCCUGAUCUCCAACCUUCCCUACCUCCCCGAGUCAUACCGUACCCCAGCCGAUUUCGAUUGGGCGCUUCAUCCAGGGGGUGCAACAAUCCUAACCGGCGUUGAAAAAGCUAUGAAUAUCUCACCAGAACACAUGAGAGCUUCAUACGAUACAUACAUGAAACAUGGAAAUUCCUCCAGCGCGACAAUAUUCAGCGUAAUGGAUAGAUUACGCUGUAAAGAUAUGGAUGGCAUUACACCUGGAGGAAGAGGUCCUAAAGAAAUGGUCGUGGGAUGUGCCUUUGGACCCGGUAUCGCAGUUGAAAUGUGUCUAAUGAAGCGGAAUUUAAAUCAUGUUAAAGGAGAGUGGGAUGGCGGGGUACAGAAUAUCGUAGGUGGGGAAGUUACCCCGCCAUUGACAGAAAGUGAAGGGACUAGAAGCGUAAGUGAAGGAGAGAUAGAACCGGAAGACUUGGCAAAAGUAAAAGAGUCGGGGGAUGAGUUGGGUGCAAAAUUACAGAAAGUGGAACCGGCGAUUCUAGAACAAAAUGCGCAGCUUGUAUCGCAGGGAAAGGAAAAUACUCAGCCGGAUAGUUUGGAGGAAGCACUUAAUGGUGUUCAACUUGACUAGAUAUAGACUUAAAAAAAAGAAAAAAAAGGAAAAAGCCAGAGACGAAGAGUUAAAAUAGCGAUGGUAUGUUUAUAAAAAAUAUACAAUUUCGACGAUCCGGGAACGAGCGAUGACAGAAAUAAAGAUAAAUGGAUAAUUAAUUAUUAAUUUUCUAUAAGCAGGCGUUUGCAAUAUGUCAGAUAGAUAUCUUGAAAAAGUUUUCUUAACAGCGCGCGAGUAUUAUGUA